Molecule: messenger RNA, 1267 nt
Organism: Dipodomys spectabilis (banner-tailed kangaroo rat)
Lineage: Eukaryota; Metazoa; Chordata; Mammalia; Rodentia; Heteromyidae
Gene: Fsip1
Product: fibrous sheath interacting protein 1
Exons: 10
Coding region: 62-1267 (401 amino acids)
Source: RefSeq, a predicted model, not a curated record
GCUGCUAUCGGGCCAGUGCGCUGACGUCUGGUUCCCGGAGUCCGCGCCGGGCGGGGUAGCCAUGGAUAUCAUCAAGGGAAACUUAGAUGGAAUUUCCAGGCCGGCCUCCAACUCGAGAACGCAUUUUGGGAGCAGGCUUUCCAAUGCUUCCUUAGAGGUGCUGUCCCCCGAACCUCGCUCCUUCAAGAUCGAUACUGCAAGCAAGCUAAGUUCUGGUAAAGAGAACCGCUCAGAAAACAGCACUGUGGAAGAACGAAGACCCAGCAGUGCUGACAAAUGGGCUGACUACUCUGGGAAAGUAAAAUGGGCCAAGGCCGGGCCGGAUGAAGAUGUGGGCAUUGCUCAAGAUCAGAUCACACUGGACCGUUCAGACUUUGCAUAUGAUCUGAAAUUGGAAGAAUCAGAUUCUCAACUUCACGAUGCUAUUCAUAAGAUGAAAAGACUUGAUAAAAUUUUGGCAAAAAGACAACAUAGAGAAAAAGAAAUCAAGAAGCAAGGUUUAGAAAUGAGAAAAAAGCUGUGGGAUGAACUUGAGUCUGCAAAAAAUAAUGACAUCUUGCAAAGCAGUGAAGAGAUGGAAAAUACAAAGAAGUUUUUAUAUUUGACUGUUGAAUCUGAAGAACCUGUUGGUCCUUCUCAUUAUGAAGAUGAAGAACAUUUUUUCUCAGUGUUUCACACGCAACUGCCUCCAGAAGAUUAUGAAAACCAUAUGCAGAAGGUCCACCAGGGUUUCACUUGUGAUGUGGAAAAAAAUGCGCCACUGAUUAAAGCAGAAAAGAACUCUUUCUCAGACACAGAGAAGGUCUGGGACAGACAAAACCAGGAUUUUAUUAAGCGCAACAUUGAGCUGGCCAAAAAUUCAAGAGAUCCUGUGGUUAUGGCUGACAGAGACAAGAAAAGGCUGGAGGAACUUUUGAAGGAUUUAGACAGAGACUCAGGCCUGACCAGUUCUGAGGGUGAUUUGCCCGGGUGCCUGGUCCCAGGAGAGGGGUAUACACUGGCACCCAGCCAGCAUCAGCAGUUGGCUGAAAUCGACACAAAACUCCAGGAGCUCUCCGCAGUCUCUCCACGGUGUGAAAGUCAGAAUAACCAGGAAUCUGACCUUGGUGAUGAAAAAAUUAUGGAGCUAGUCCCCGGAGACAAAGUGCUUCGAAACACCAAAGAGCAGCGAGACCAGCAAAACCGGCUGAAGGAGAUAGAUGAUAAGCUGCGGAAGAUGCAGGAAGAGGUGGUAAGUCCUUUCCAGUACGGGUGUCAUGGUGGCUAA